AUGAGAGUUCUUUGCAAGUUCUAUGCACACGGAGCAUGUUUAAAAGGGGACUAUUGUGAGUUUUCACAUGACCGCAAUGACCCACCAAAUAAUAUCUGCACAUUCUAUCUCAAAGGAUGUUGCUCUUAUGGCAGCAGGUGCAGAUAUGACCAUGCGAAAGCUUCUUGGUCAGAGUCUUCUGCUACAUCUUCGUCAGUGUAUUCUCGACAGAAUUGGGUUUCGGAUUCUCUCUCUGUAGCUCAUCCUUCUAGAGCUGCAUCAAGUGGUCUAACUCCAGUCCCAGGUAUUAAUAUGGAGCUUUCAGCUUCAAGCAGACCUUUCUUUCCUCCUACUAAACCAGCAUGGGAGCAGAAGUCUGGGUAUCCUGAUUUGCUUGAAAAUAAUGAUGUUGGGGAUCCCAGAAGUGCUAAUCCUGCUGACCGUUCAAUCUGCUCGUUUGCUGCUGCCGGUAGCUGCCCACGCGGAGAAAAAUGCCCUCAUAUGCAUGGGGAUUUAUGUCCUUCCUGCGGAAAACAUUGUUUGCAUCCAUUUAGGCCCGAGGAAAGGGAAGAACAUCGACAAAGUUGUGAGAAAAGGCAAAAAGACCUUGAGGCAUUAAAAUGUAGUCAGGAAAUAGAAUGCAGUGUAUGCCUCGAACGAGUUCUGUCAAAGCCCACAGCUGCUGAGCGGAAGUUUGGACUGUUAUCGGAGUGCAAUCAUCCAUUCUGUAUAUCAUGUAUCAGGAAUUGGCGCGGUACUUCCCCUACCUCCGGGAUGGAUGUCAAUUCUGCAUUAAGGGCCUGCCCAAUAUGCAGGAAGCUUUCAUAUUUUGUCAUUCCUAGUGUCAUUUGGUAUUCCACCAAAGAAGAAAAACAAGAAAUUAUUGACAAUUACAAAGCAAAACUCAGUUCUAUCGAUUGCAAGCAUUUUGACUUCGGGAAUGGGACUUGCCCAUUCGGGACUAGUUGUUUUUACAAGCAUGCUUAUCAUGAUGGCAGUCUCGAGGAAGUGGUUCUACGCCAUCUUGGGGAUGAAGAUGGACAAACUGUGAUUGCCAAAAAUAUUAGGCUGUCGGACUUCCUCAGCAAUUUGCAAAUAAGGUGAACAACACUCCAAUGGCUCCAGAGGAAUAUUUGGUAUGAUGAUGUCUGAGCUUAUGAAGCCAAAUUUCUUCUAAUUGGCCAGAGUUACCCUAUGGUUUUCAGUAAGUGAUGCAGAAGCUUGCUGUGGUAGAUCCAUCCAAACCUUGGAUAUAAGGUGGUGGCAAUGCCUAGUUAUAUGAAUAAAAUUGCAUCUAAAACAAUGAAAGCAUAGAUUGAAUAAAUUGAAAACCAUGAGUUCAACAAUCACUGGUUCCUUGGAAGGUUGGUUGAUCAAUAGGUGACUAUACAGAGGAUAAUCAAAAUAAAAAGAUGUGCAAAGGGAUGGUACAGAUGUUGCCAGAAUGCUGGCUUCAUCGGUAUAUAGAAAAUUGUAUAUCAUGUUGUGUUUUUUUGUGAAUUAUUAUGUUUGGAUGGAAUGCUGUGGAUUUAGUGAUUGGUUUGUACUUAAUGUUUUGGAUUUUCAGAAUAAAAAAAUACAAUUAUGUGACACCUGAGAUUGUUGCGAAUCAUACAAUUAAGA
Ilex paraguariensis (yerba mate) is the source of this 1602-nucleotide messenger RNA. Lineage: Eukaryota; Viridiplantae; Streptophyta; Magnoliopsida; Aquifoliales; Aquifoliaceae. The record is from the annotation of a GenBank genome assembly.